This is a messenger RNA of Papaver somniferum (opium poppy), 636 nucleotides long. RefSeq names its product B3 domain-containing protein Os05g0481400-like. The transcript is spliced from 6 exons. Gene Ontology annotation, molecular function: DNA binding. The record is from RefSeq and is a predicted model, not a curated record. NCBI's taxonomy places the organism in Eukaryota, Viridiplantae, Streptophyta, Magnoliopsida, Ranunculales, Papaveraceae. The coding region runs from base 1 to 636 and encodes 211 amino acids.
AUGGCGAAAGGUCCCUCAAACAACCCCUAUGAAGAGGCACGGAAACAACGAUUAGAAGAAAAUAUGAGAAGAUUUCAGGAAUUGGGCGUUGCAAAGUUUGUCAACAGUCUAAAAGAAGAGGUUAUCAACAUCAAAAAGAAAUCUCUGCCGAAACAUCAAGUAAAAGUGAAGAAGACAACUAUAAACCCUCCUGGUCCAUUGAGAUGCUCUACACGUCCCCGGGCAGAAGCUUCCUAUGUGGAAGAUUUAAGACUACAUCUAUAUCGGAUUUUGGUUUUUGGUGGAAUGUUUGUUCCCGACAGUCCCAGUCCCAGUCCCAGGCGUAAAAGGUUGAGAUCAAGUUCAUCAACAAGCUAUAUAGCAAGAAGAAUUGCUACUAAAAUGCAACGAUCUUAUCCUCUAAAGCGUGCAAAGAGAUUUGAAAGUCGUUUGUCGUCUGGACACCCAUCUUGUGUCAAAUCACUGCGCAGUUCACAUGUAUCCGGCAACUUUGUGCUGAAGAUGCCACAGGAAUUCUGUAACGAUCACAUCCCCAAGGAAAAACUGACAAUGGUGUUGGAAGAUGAGGAAGGCUCAAUCUAUGACACGAGAUACCUUGGGGAGUUCGCGGUUGAUAUGGAAGAACUCUCUAACUAG